This is a messenger RNA of Pseudocercospora fijiensis CIRAD86, 339 nucleotides long. RefSeq lists its product as uncharacterized. Bases 1 to 339 code for a protein of 112 amino acids. The record is from RefSeq and is a predicted model, not a curated record. Lineage: Eukaryota; Fungi; Ascomycota; Dothideomycetes; Mycosphaerellales; Mycosphaerellaceae. The transcript has 2 exons.
AUGUCGAUUCCUGGACUGGACGCAGAAGGACUGGCCCUCAAGGUAGCAAGUGCGGAGCGAGUGGAGGAUAAUGAAGUUGAGGUGACAGGUAGUGACUCCAGUGGUGCAACGAUUGAGGUUUCCGUCGAUGGCAAGGUCUUGCCAAGCUCAGCUGUUACUGUCAGCGAUGGACAGUGGUCUGCCAAAUCUGCUUUCAUAUCUUUCGAGCCUCCAAAAGCUCUAUACGGCGGCGUGGGAAAAGUAGUCGGCAAUGUUAUGAUUGUCGUUCUGGCAAGGGCGGGUAGAAGAGCGAUCGGCAAGCUGGUACUUGUCAAUCAAAAAGCGAGCUUGAGACAGUAA